This is a messenger RNA of Dicrocoelium dendriticum, 1007 nucleotides long. Lineage: Eukaryota; Metazoa; Platyhelminthes; Trematoda; Plagiorchiida; Dicrocoeliidae. The record is from the annotation of a GenBank genome assembly.
AUGUCGAUAAUCUGUUGCAAAUUGGCAGGUGCUGUUUUUAUUCCAAAUGGUAGGCGAGCGUGUCGAAACCGAUCGUGGCAGUCUUCUUUCGUCGAUUUUGAUUACACUCUAUCUCUCACUCAUGCUGAAGCGUACAUGAAUUUGGAUGAUAUACUUGCCUCAAGCGAGCGAACCUCUUGCAGGCUCCGCGUUACUCUUCCUGGGUUGGCCUCCUUAUUGCUCUCCGACACAACCAGUGUAUCUACGCAAGCGCAUCGUGAUCUGCAAAACGAUAACGCCGAUGACACCGAACUUGAACUCGAUAUUUCGAGCGGUACCAAAUUAGAUUUGCCUGUCUGGCUUGCUCUUGCCCUCGGAAGUGGACGUCGUCAGUUAGUGUCAGUUGAUCUACCAUUGAUAUAUAGAGAUGCCUUUACGGAAGUCUUUGAUGCCGACCCAUGUGUUGUAGAUCUUCGGAAGAAAGCACCUUUCUAUUACCUUCUGCUUAUACAACUAUCCCAGCUUAGCGCAGCAAGGGCAAGCCGCCUUGCAGUGACAGGUACUAGGGUGUUUCAGGCUCGGUUAAGGUCUGUGAUGGAUGCUGCUUUGAACGCCGGUCGGCAGGACACCCUCUUUUCCACAUCCAAGUUCGAGCAUUUGGAAAUGGCCUUAUUUCGAUUGGGCCAAUCGGAGCGCUUGCAGUUGGAACGAUGGAUUCAACGCAAACAUUACAAGUUGGAGUCCACGCCGGUGCCCAAACGUCUCGCCGAUUCGUCCCGACCGAGACGGUUGAUACCCUUAACUGAAUCCAAUGUGGAUGCCUCUUAACUCUGCAAUCUCCAUUGUCGCGCCCGUAUUUUCCCUCCUGUCAAAUGCCUUUAUGUCAUUGAAUUUCGUCAUGUUGCCUUGUCCUGGGUCGUCUAUCGUCUUCCACUUCCGAACGCCAUCGAUGUGACUUACGGGUAAAUUCUCACAUUCAUGUUGGAGUAUCGGUGCUUUCUUCAUCUCGAAUAAAAGCUUAUUAAUCA